AUGGAGGGAGCAAAUAAAACCGCUGUGUCUGAGUUCAUUCUGCUGGGGCUUUCCACCAUUGAAGACCACCUGCAGGCAUUCAUCUUUCUCCUCCUUUUUAUCAUGUACUUGGUUACACUCCUGGGCAACACACUGGUCAUUUUCAUAGUGUGGGUGGAUCACAGGCUUCACACGCCCAUGUAUUUCUUCAUCAGUAACUUCUCCUUCCUAGAGAUCUUGUUCACCUCUGUUACGAAUCCCAAGAUGCUGUUGAACUUCAUUACAGACAGAAAAACCAUCAAUUUCGCCAUGUGCAUGGCCCAGUCCUACUUCUACUUCGCUGUUGGGGCAACAGAGUUUGCCAUCCUCAUGGUCAUGUCCUUUGAUCGCUAUGUUGCCAUCUGCUGCCCCUUACAAUAUGUCACCAUCAUGAGGCCAAGACUCUGUGUCCAGCUUGUCCUUGGCUCCUGGGUGGGAGGUUUCUCAGUGAUCAGCCUGCACAUGGUCAUGAUGUCAAAGUUGAGGUUUUGUGGGCCCAACGUAAUCAACCAUUUCUUUUGUGACAGCACACCACUCUUCCAGCUCUCGUGUGUGGACACCCACCUUAUUCAGAAGAUGGAUGCCAUUUUGCUGUCCACCAUUAUGUUUAGCUCAUUAUGCUUAACUAUGGUCUCAUAUUCUUGCCUUCUUUUCUCCAUACUGAGGAUCCCAUCAACUGUGGGGAGGAAGAAGGCCUUUGCCACUUGCACUUCCCAUCUCAUGGUGGUCUCAUUAGCCUAUGGCAGCUGCAUUUUCAUGUAUGCCAGGCCAGUCACUGGUUAUGCCUUGGAUCUCAACAAAGGGGUGGCAGUGCUGAACACCAUAUUGACCCCUUUCUUGAACCCCUUCAUUUACACCUUCCGAAACAAGAAUGUUAAGCUUGCCCUCAGAGAUGCCAUUAAUCACAGAAUUGCAAAGCUGUCUCCUAUAUUCUGA
Molecule: messenger RNA, 954 nt
Organism: Alligator mississippiensis (American alligator)
Lineage: Eukaryota; Metazoa; Chordata; Crocodylia; Alligatoridae
Product: olfactory receptor 6E1-like
Exons: 1
Coding region: 1-954 (317 amino acids)
Biological process (GO): G protein-coupled receptor signaling pathway
Cellular component (GO): membrane
Molecular function (GO): olfactory receptor activity; G protein-coupled receptor activity
Source: RefSeq, a predicted model, not a curated record